Doryrhamphus excisus (bluestripe pipefish) is the source of this 6318-nucleotide messenger RNA. The record is from RefSeq and is a predicted model, not a curated record. Lineage: Eukaryota; Metazoa; Chordata; Actinopteri; Syngnathiformes; Syngnathidae.
GCUGGUGCAAAGCAUCAGUCCCUGCAGAAUGGUGUGCCUGGAAGGGAGCGAGAUGCUACCGUGUGUGUUUGCAUUAUAUGAGGCAGCCAAGGCUGUGCCCCCCCAGUAUGACAAGUCAGCAAAAAGACGUGUUGUGUGACCACUUCAUCAGGUGAUAAUGCGGGAUCACACGUCCGGUGCUAAUGUGGAGGAGCUGCUGAGACACUCUCAGAUGGAGUUGCAGUGGAUCCAGAGACAGCUGACUACGAUCAAUGCCAGGAACCAUCAGCACGUACACAGCAAGGCCAAGUCAAAACUGGAGGCUUCAUCUCAUCAAAAUGUGAGCCGCUUUCGCCUCCUAGAUGAGAGAAAUCGAGUUUUGAGACAGGAAGUGGCCGCGCUACGCCAAGAGAAGCAGCAGUACCGCAAACUGAGAGCAAAGCUUCAUGUGGCUUUGCAGGAAAAAAAUCGUCUGAACCUCGAACUGAUCGGCCGUCACCUGAAGGCAUCCAAGUAUGACCAGGUACAGUCGGACUUCAAGCAGCUGAAAGACACGCUCGCUGUCGUCAGCCAAGAAAGAGACGCGGCCCAGCAGCAGCGCAGCCGACUUCAAGGAAAAGUGGAGAACCUGGAAGAGGUUUUAAAGCAUAUGCACGAGACUGUCGAGCGAAAGCAGCGGCCGCAGAUAGAGCAUGAGCAGGCCUUGGUGGCCCUUCACAGCAAGCAGAAGGAGAUCCAUCAGUUGCAAAAGGCCCGGCUUCAAGCUGACCAGGACCAUGAGCAAGCAGUACACCUGUUAGAGCAAAAUAAGGGCAGAAUGUUUCAGGUCAAGAUUUGUGACCUGGAGCAGAAAUGCAGGUCACAGAGUGAACACUUCCAUCAGCUGUCCAAAGAGCUGCUGAAUUUCCGUUUACAAUCUCAUCCCGCCGAGAUCCUCCCUGUUAAAUCCCCCUCCAAAUCUCAUCGUAUCCACGCAGCAGAGGGGGGCCUCCCAAAAGCCGUCAUUGGAUUUGAAACCCAGACGGAAGAAGCAGGCAAUGAGAGCGCGCCAAACGCACCACCACUGAUCUCCCAGUUCUUGCAGUGCCCACAGCAGACUGGAGACAGGGGAGGACCGCAUUGGCCGUCUGUCAAGUCCCGCACUGUGAAAGCGGACCACACCGGCUGCCCCCAGCGGCUGACCCCGUCAGAGAUGGAGGAUGAACCGAGCCCAUCGCCCCGGUCCAAGCCUCGAUACACAGGCCAGGUCCGCCUUUGCACUGCCCGAUACAGUUAUAACCCCUACGAUGGACCAAACGAGCACCCGGAAGCAGAGCUCCCCCUUGUGGCUGGGAAGUAUUUGUACGUGUACGGCAACAUGGAUGACGACGGAUUCUAUGAGGGGGAGCUCCUGGAUGGUCAGCGAGGACUCGUCCCUUCCAACUUUGUUGAGUUCGUCCAAGACAAGGAGAAGCUGGACGGUGGGGAAGACCUUGGGUCCGUGGAGCAUACACCCCUCGCCUUGAUGGCGGUGGACGGAGGUGGCGGCCAGGAUGGUCUCCUGGGAUCGUCCAAUGCCUUGGUUCCCUGUAGCAACGGGACAGUGGGGCCCUUGGACCCGGAGGACUUGGCUGAAGACGUUGUGCCUUAUCCUCGUAAGAUCACGCUGAUCAAGCAGCUGGCGCGAAGCGUCAUCGUGGCCUGGGAGCCUCCGUUUGUGCCUUUGGGCUGGGGGAACAUCUCUGGCUACAACGUGUUUGUGGACGGCGAGCUACGUGCCAGUAUACAGUACGGUGGACGCACCAAGUCCUUGCUGGAGAAACUAGACCUGGACGGCUGUGUUCACCGCGUGUCCGUGCAGUGCGUCACCGACCGCGGUGUGUCGGACGAGCUGCGCUGCACUUUAUUGGUGGGCGCCAACGUGGUGGUGGCUCCUUGCGGCCUCCGGGUGGACGACAUCCAGCGGGACACGGCCGAACUGUCCUGGUUGCCUAGUAACAGUAACUAUGGUCACACCGUGUUCUUGGACGGGGUCGAGCACGCGGUGCUGAAGGCGGGCAGGUACAGACUACGCUUCUUCAACCUGAAGCCGCUGACGGUGUACAAAGUGACGGUGGCCGCCCAGCCCCACCAGGUGCCAUGGCAACUGCCUUUGGAGCAGAGGGAGAGGAAGGAAGCUGGAGUGGAGUUCUGCACUCAGGCUGCAGGUCCAACACCGUAUUGCAGAACAGGACCACCCCUGCCUCCGCAAGACGUACAGGUGCUCUGUGGGCAGGCACCCGGGGUGCUGCAGGUACGCUGGAAGCCCCCCCUGCUUUCACCCACAGGCACGUCCAACGGAGCCAACGUCAUCGGUUACGCCGUCUGCACGAAAGGACAGAGGAUAGCAGAGGUGAUGUUCCCCAUGGCCGACUACGUGACUGUGGAGCUGACAAGGAUCCAGUGCCUGGAGGCCAGGGAGGUCAUCGUGAGGACGCUGUCCGCACAGGGAGAGUCCCAGGACUCCCACAUCGCCGCCAUUCCAAACAACCUGCUCGUGCCUCUACCUCCACUCCCCCUGCCGGCGCCAAUGCACCCCCACCCCCAACAACCUCAUCUUACGUCCCCUCACCUCCCUCACGGCACCCCCCAGCUUCCCGCGCCACAGGCCCAAACCCACGGGACACCACUCAUACCGCACCCGCAUCCUCAGCCCCACCCGCGGCUGUCUCACCCCGGCGUGCCACCCCAGGGUCGACCUCCUCAUCCUCAGGCCCUCCACCCUCUUCACCAAGGUCCAAGGCUACAGCACCGACUGCCUCUGCAGCCCCACCCUCACCCCCACCCGGUACCUCAGAGACCAGUAAGUGCCAGAGACCUGGAUGCCAAAGAGCAAGCCGCCCACCACGGGGCAGCUGUCCCGCCCGGUCCACUCGGCUGGGACGCCGUGCGCUCCCCUUCUUCCCAGCCACCUGUCCCCAUGCAAGGCCACACCCUGGAGGCCCCUCCCCAUGGCAAUCCACGCUCACCCUCCCCACAGAGGAUUCUGCCACAGCCUCGAGGCACUCUUGUUCCGGACAACGUUGCCAAAGCCAUCGCUCGGGAAGCGGCACAGAGGGUGGCGGCGGAGAGUGGCAAGGGGGAGCGGAGGCCUGCCGGCUAUGGCGAGCAGGGCCAGACGUUCCAGCAGCAUCACUCGGAUGAGGAGGAGGAGGACGAGGAAGGGUUCCCGCGUCGCCGACGAAGAGGACCUUCGGUUGAUGAGUUCCUCCGAGGCUCUGAGUUAGGACGGCCGCCUCACUAUAGUCACAAUGAAGAGUAUCACAGCGAGAGCAGCCGCGGCUCUGACCUGUCUGACAUCAUGGAGGAGGAUGAGGAGGAGCUGUACUCAGAGAUGCAGCUGGACGAGGGACGCCGACGCAACUCGCACAACACACCCAAGUCCAACGCUCCCUCGGGAGGCCGUCGAGAGCGGGACAGCGGAAGGAGGAUCCAUCAGGGCGGUCCGCAGCCUCAGAGACGACCUCUCAUGGUCCCUGCCAUUGAUGGCUACAGGGAUCGUCACUCCCCCACUUACUUUGACGAGUCGGAGCCGGAGGAGACCUUCCGGGUGUUUGUGGCUCUCUUCGACUACGACCCUCUGUCCAUGUCCCCCAACCCCGACGCAGCUGACGAGGAGUUACCUUUCAAGGAGGGCCAAAUCAUCAGGAUAUAUGGAGAUAAAGACACAGAUGGCUUUUACAGAGGAGAAGUUCGAGGCAGGAUGGGUCUGAUCCCGUGUAACAUGGUGUCCGAAAUACGUGCAGAGGAUGACGAGACAAUGGACCAGCUCAUCAAACAGGGCUUCCUGCCUCUCAGCACCCCGGUGGACAGAAUAGAGCAGAACAGGAGAGGUCUUCGUCGAGGUGAGGCCUCCAGGAGGAUGGUGGCGUUGUACGACUACGACCCUCGAGAGAGCUCGCCCAAUGUUGAUGUUGAGGCUGAGCUGACCUUCUGCACGGGUGACAUCAUCGCCGUGUUUGGCGACAUUGAUGAAGAUGGCUUCUAUUAUGGCGAGAUCAAUGGCCACCGCGGCUUGGUCCCCUCCAACUUCCUGGAAGAAGUGCCUGAUGACGUGGAGGUGUAUCUGACCGAUACACCCUCCAACUUGCCCCCCGAGGAUCCCACCAACCGGCCCCCGGCCGCCAACUCGGCCGCCCCCGUCCCGGAGGCCAAACGGAUUGCCACCGAUCCCGCCGUGGACAGCGCCGCCACGCCCGUUCGUGCGCCGUCCCCCAUCAUUCGCCCACUGCUGCCCGGCACCAUGCGACCCCUCAGCCCCACCCGGGGACCCCUCCACGUACCCCUGGAUUCCCGCGAAGCCCAAGAUUUAGCCAACAAGAAGAAGAAAGGACUCCUCUCCAAGGGGAAGAAGUUACUGAAGCGUUUGUCGCCUGCCAAGUAGAUGAUCUUCGAUGUACAGUAUAGCCCCGCCCCCUGUUUAUUUCCAACACUUAUCAUUCACGUCUUCUGUCAUUCCAAAGUAUCGUGCCAACACAUGAGAGAAGUGCACCGCAAAAACAUGACUGUGAUGUAUUUCCCAUCAGACAUGCUUUUAUCAUGUGUGUUUGAAUCCAUCAUCAAACACCAAACUACUGCCUGUUAGAAGGACAACAUGAACAUGACACGCCUCGCCUCCUUCAAGCACUUUGGUCCAUAACGAUUUGGAUAACGACACAAUUUCUUAUCAUGUUGUCUUCAAGCACCGUUCUUGUCCCCCAGAAGGGACUCGUCUUAUAUUUGGCGUCUACAGAAUUUUCCCCAGGCCACUCACAUCUUGACAGCCAGUCAGCAGAGAUUUAUUUGAUUAUUUAUUAUUUUUUUUAUGUUGUAUGUUUUUUUUUUUAUUUUUUUGCUUUAAUUUGUAACAUUUUUUUAAAUAAUUUUAUUUUGUAUUUUUUAUAUUAUUUGUUUAUAUAUGUAUUUAUUUAUUCUGAUGCUAAUUGUAAGAUAAUAGCGAUCAAUGAAGCAGUGUCUCCACUUAACUGUUAUACCAUAUCCUUUACUUUUUACCUUAAAUAAUGUGUCCCUAAAUGGACCAUGGAGAAAAAAAGGUCCUUGAAAAGAGGUGAUCGUCUUAUAUUUGGGAUUGUCUUAUAUGCAAUUGAAGGCUGUUUUAGUGGCUGAGUGGUUAGCACGUCAGCUACACAGUCAGGACAUUGGGAAGCGGUUUGCGGCAGCUUGACAAAAAUCAAUAAAACAAAACAAAAAAAAUCACUUAUCAGAGUGUAGACAUUACAUUACAUUCAAUGCAUUUAGCUUGAGGCUAUGUACACCACAAACACUAGAAUUUACGAGUUUGUCCUGAAGUCUACUUCCAAAAAGAGGUGAAAUUAAAUGAAAUUGUAUCAUUGUCUAAAUAUUUAUGGACCAAAUUUUUUUUUUUUUUUUGUAGAGUGGGGGUCAAAAGAAGUAAUGAAAUGUUUAAUUCAAUGCAAAAUGUUGUGUCUUAUAUAUGUUUUUAAUUUCUUGCACCUUAGUACUCUUAUUUUUUUUUUUUAAUGAUUUACUUUCCUGAAGGUGAGGCACUCAUCUGUUGUCUCAUCAUGUUAAUAAACUAAAGGCCACGCUAAAAACCUCGUAUAGAAAAAUGGACAAAUCAAAAGAAUUACUAACUUUUCAUGUUUUUCUAGCUGAUAUUUACAGUAUGUACAGAUGACAUUUGUACUGUAUUUACACACCAUAAGGACUAUACACCAUGUUACACAGCUAUCAGCUUGUAUUUGUAUAUUUGAAAUAUGGUUGUCAGUUUAUUAUAAAUCAAGUAAAAUUAUUGCCAAAUAAUAAUAUUAACUUACUAACAUCUACAAUCAAUACAAACAAUUUAUAUCAGUAAGGUAGAUAUUCCACCUCCAAAGUCAAAAUAGGGUAUGGAUGCUAUAAAAACAUUUGAACAAUUUACCAACUUUUGCAUUUUAUUUGUAUUUUCUUUGUUUUUGCUUGAGUUUAAUUUAAUUCACUAUCAGUCUAUUUCCCAUUCAUAUAUAGGUAGAAACAGUACGGCUGUCAUAUAUUCACUUAUGAAUGGGUAAUUUUUUGUCUCUUUUCUACUUGGAUCCAUUUGUAGAUCAUUUUUAAAUGUUUCUACUUGAUUUUACGACAGCCUUUUUUUCCAGUGCACUGAGAUUAAAAAAAAGCAAACAACACACAAAAGACUACAUUUCCCAUGGUGUCCUUUGGAGUCAGAUGUGUAGUUCACCGUAUGUGCUAUGUUUGUGAACCAAAAAAAAAGGAAAAAAUAUUGGACAGUAUUUAUGGUGAUUAUGUGUGGGUGUGCAUGUGAAAAAACUUUUAUAACCAAAUUAAAAUUUGAUAUUUUCGAGAAAAAAAAUGUCUGGAUUU